AUGGAAAACAAACAAAUCACCAUUUCAGACUACAGAAACAAAGAAGGCAACAGCAACAGAAUUGUAUCAAGCAGAUACACGUUCUACAACUUCAUUCCAAAGAACAUCAUACAUCAACUAUCUAAAACCAGUACUCUCUUCUUUAGCAUCACACUGGUUCUAUUAUGCAUUCCAUCAAUUUCCCCAUUUGAGCCUUACUCAUAUGGCCUAGCAUUCAGUGUCGUAAUAGGAACAUCAAUGAUCAAGGAUGCCAUAGAAGACUACAAGAGACACCAAGAAGACAACGAGGCAAAUUCAAAGGAAGUUCAUAGGCUUAAAAUUCCAAACAGAUCAAGCUUAAAUCCCAUAGAAAAUAAUACAAGCAUAAAAGCAGAAGAAGACGUAGUUUGUGUAGAAAAAUGUGGAAAAGGAGACCUGUUGGUCGUGUAUGAGAAUGAAUUGGUACCAGCAGACGUAGUGAUAUUGAAGUGCUAUACUGAGAAACCAAUAGGACACUGCUACGUGGAAACAAGCAACCUGGAUGGAGAAACAAACAUCAAAAAAAAGUACAGUCUGGGACUAUACGAGGAAUGUGACAGUUGUAAAGCAAACAACAACUACUUGGAGGAUGAUUGUGUUACAAGAAUGGGAAAUGAAAUCAAAACAUUUGAAUUAGAGGACACAGGUGAGACAUUCACAGAAUAUUUCUGUAAAAUUGGAAUAAAAAGUGAAAAUGGGGAAUGGAACCACCGCUAUGCGAACAUAAAGAACACGAUUCUGCGUGGAUCAGUUCUAAAGAACACGAAGUUUGCUCUGUGUUUGGUUACAGCAGUGGGUUAUUCAACCAAAAUGAGCAAAAGCGUCAAAAAGACGGCCAAGGGGAAGUCGACCUUCGAGAAGCGCACCGAGACGAUCAUCUACAGCAUCUUCCUCAUCUACUUCUUCAUGUGGCUGACUACGAUAUUCUACGCAAUAUUCAAUCAGACCAUUUCGGCCUAUCUCAGUGAUCUGGACAUCGUCAAGUCGUUCUUCACGAACUACAUCCUGUACACGUAUCUGAUUCCCCUGAGUCUCUUUGUGACCAUUGAAAUAGCCAGAAUAUUCCACGUCUAUUUCAUACAGUACGACAAAAAGAUGGCUGUGAUUCAGGAUUCCAACGGAUUCAGAAGCCCCACAGAAGCAUCUGAUCACCAAAACGAAGACGAAAACAGUCGAAUUCAAACAGCUCGUUGUAGAAAUUCCAGCGUAAUAGAAGAUCUCGGAUUAAUUGAUUACAUUUUGACUGAUAAGACUGGGACACUAACAAAUAAUACAAUGCACCUGAAAAAGUAUUACAUCAACAAUGAACUCAUAGACGUCGAUGAGCACCUGAAAUCAACCAAUUUGGAUACGCUGUUCAUUCUGGGAAUGUUGUUGUGUACGCAAGUUGACAUUCUUGGUGAUUCCUACGAAGGAAUUUCACAGGAAGAAAUCAGCAUUUUAAACGCCCUGAAACGACAUGGAAUAAUUUUGAAGGAGAAGAUUGAGAACAAAAUGACAAUCAAAGUAAAAGAGGAAGAAUGCACCAUAGAAAUAGCAGAGAUGCUCGAAUUCAGCAGUGCCAGACAAAGACAGAGCAUUAUUGUAAAUAUAGGCAAAGACGACCUGAUCAAAAUUGAUCAGAAUUUAAACGGUGGUCUAAAGUUACCAGAAUCAACUGGUGAUAAAAUUGCACUACUUUUUUCAAAAGGAAGUGAACAGAAACUGCUUCGAAAUCACGCGAACAUUUACACGGGGCAGGACAGAGAUUUAGUAAAGAAACACAUUGGUGAAAAUGUGGUACAAAAGGAAGACAAGGACGAAACGAUGAUAUCACUGCAUCUACGGAACAAGGAUCACUACAAAAGACACAUUGAACAGUUGAACAGAAACACAGAAUACAGGGCAUUGGUGUAUGGAUUCAAAUUAUUGGGAAAGUUUGAUGAGAAGAGACAGGCUGAGGAUGCAAAGGAGAAGAUGUUUAGUGCAAUGGAGUUUGGACUUGAUAUGAUUGGUGCCACUCUGAUUGAGGAUACGCUACAAGAAGGAGUAGAAGAUGCGAUUGGUGAUUUGAAGGAGAAUGGAAUCAAAAUAUGGAUGAUAACAGGAGACAAGAAGGAAACAGCGGUAACCUGUGCCCUAAAGAGCAGAAUUGUGGAAGAUGAAUCGUAUUUACCAAUAGUAGGGCGGGAACUAGUUCAAUUGCUAAAAGAGGAAAUCAGGUUGAUGAAUUCAGCCCGAAAUGACUCAACACACUACAACCUGUUUAAGUUUGGUGCUGUGAUUGUCUACAGAGCCACUCCAUCUCAAAAGGGGCAGAUUGUCUCGUGCCUGAAGCAGCUCAAUCACAGUUGUCUUGCAAUUGGAGACGGAAACAACGACGUGGCAAUGCUACGAGACGCAAAUGUCGGUGUUGGAAUUGUUGGAAAAGAAGGAAACCAGGCGGCAUUGAACUCUGAUUUCGCAAUCUACAGAUUCAAGGACUUGCGGAGAUUGGUGAUUUACUACGGUGAUACAAUAUUGAUCAGAUUUGCAAAGCUAACACUCAACUCGUUCUACAAGAACCUGUACUUCAUUCUGCUGCAAUAUUUCUACAACUUCUACAAUGUUGGCACUGGAUUCCCAAUUUACAAUGACAUCUUCCUGAACUACUUCAACACAUUCUACACGAGUUUGAUUCCAAUCAGCGUGGUGCUCUUUGAUAAGCGAAACAUCGAUUACACGACGUACAAAAUGGCACGAUGCUAC
Molecule: messenger RNA, 2745 nt
Organism: Enterospora canceri
Lineage: Eukaryota; Fungi; Microsporidia; Enterocytozoonidae
Source: the annotation of a GenBank genome assembly